Molecule: messenger RNA, 2833 nt
Organism: Melanotaenia boesemani (Boeseman's rainbowfish)
Lineage: Eukaryota; Metazoa; Chordata; Actinopteri; Atheriniformes; Melanotaeniidae
Gene: dnajc5gb
Product: DnaJ (Hsp40) homolog, subfamily C, member 5 gamma b
Exons: 6
Coding region: 227-841 (204 amino acids)
Source: RefSeq, a predicted model, not a curated record
ACUUCCGGUUUCACUGCCCUUCGGGUCAUGAAGUUGCCCGUCAGUUUUGCUUCAUGGAUUGAACUUGUUAAAGCUUUCGACUCUUUGAUUCAACGGAAAACGACGACAUUAAAUUCUUCGGUGUGUAAUUUUAACUUUUUCUGCACGUCGCGUGCCGCACGCACCUGCGCCAGGUGUUAACGGGAAUUAAUCUCAGCGUUCAGGAUAAGUUACCAUAUCCUGAAACAUGGCAGAGUCACACACUCGUCCGAGAAAAAUGUCAAAAGCAGGAGAAAGUUUGUAUAAUGUGCUGGGCCUGGAGAAAGGAGCCACCCCCGACGAAAUAAAACGAGCGUACAGAAAAUUGGCAUUGAGAUAUCAUCCUGAUAAGAACCCAGAUAACCCCGAAGCUGCUGAGAAAUUCAAGGAGAUUAACAACGCCAACUCCACCCUGAAUGAUGAGAACAAGCGUAAAAUCUACGACGAGUAUGGGUCUAUGGGCCUCUAUGUGGCAGAGCAGUUUGGUGAUGAAAGUGUCAAAUAUCAUUUCCUCAUGAGCAAGUGCUGGUUUAAGGCUCUUUUUAUAUGCUGCACGAUCUCCACCUGCUGUUGUUGUUUUUGCUGCUGCUGCUGCUGCUGUGGGAAGUGCAAACCAGCAGAGGACGAGCAAAGCUUUUAUGUGGACCCCGACGACCUGGAAGCUGAGCUCAGGGAACAGGAAGCAGCAAGAGACCAUGUAAUAGUUAUACAGCCAAGCUCUACUGAAGCCUCAGGUGAGAACUCACCAAUCGUGAUCCAGCCUCAAUCAGCCAAUGGCGCCUCAGGCCCUGGACAGACCCCGAUAGCACUUCCAGCAGAAUGAAUUAAUCUAAGUGAGUGGAUGAUGAGGAAUGACGAUCUCUAGAGCUUCACAUCUGGGACAGCAUUGUAAAGUUUUUCUAAUGACUUCAGUUUAGUUGGUUUCCCUCAUAAACGGUCUUAUCCACAGAAAAUGUGUUUUCCUCUAAUCCUCACUUUUUUACAUUAAUUUUAACUAUUUGACAUAGCCAUGUUUUUUCUUUUAUGCCAGCUGUUUAUCUUUAGUCCAAUCUGAUAUUUAUUUUUUAAACUUUUCUUUUUAUAAAGUUUUGGGAAAAUGUGUACCACAGAGACAAAUGACAAAGCCAUGCGAAUCAAAGCCAGUGAGCUCUGAAAUUGUUUUUCUUGUGCACUUUAAAUUUGCAGGUUUUUGUUGAAGUUCUUAAGCUGCCAUGAUAGUCUGAGAAUGUCUUCAUUCAAGACCCAAGAUUUUCAUUUUUCAAGCAGGCAGAUUCAGGUUUCUCAUGUUGUUUAAGGGCUAAACACCUCAGUCUCUCUGCACACAGAAACGUAAAAUAAAUGGGUUUGGACAUGGGUGGACCUCCAUAGAGAUCCUCAAAGAAAUGAAUAAAUGUUGUGACUAAACUACAUGAACAGUUUCUGCUGCUGGAGUGUUUUAUCUCAGGUCGUAAAUAACUUGGUGACCUUUUAUUUUGUAAUGUUGAUGGACAAUUUAAGAUAACUGAAAAUCACCUUCGUUUGAGAGUUUGACUAAACCACUGUGGGUCAUUUUCAACCACAUUUUUUUGUUGAGAGAUGAAAAAUACCCAUAUUGAUUACCUUCUGCAUGUCUCCAGAGCAUAAAACAUAAGUCUGACUGCAGUCAAACGAAGCCAAAAAGACUAAUCAGCUGCUGCAAACUGAAAAAUAUUAUUAUGUUGAGUUGGUUUUAAUGGCUUUGUCCUCAUAGUUACUGUAUGCUCCACAGGUUUUGGUCUAUAUGGCUUGGUUUGACUUCAGCAGCAUUUAUUAAACAUAAACUGGAAGAGUAUCAGUCAAACGUUUGGACACACCUACUUAUUCACAUUUAACAGUGUGUCCAAACCUUUGACUGAUGCUGUAUGUACAGAUGACUAUAAUGGGACAUGGAUGCAGCAUGAAGCUGUUGCCAGGAGCUGAUUAACACAGCUCAAGGAAAGAUGGCGAGUCUAGUACUUCCAAAGCUUCGCCUCUUGGGGGAGUCAAAGGAAACUUUCCUUUGUAGCUUUCAUAAAAAUCUUGAGGCAUAAAGAGUGGAAGUAAGGAAAUAAGUUUUUUUCUUUUUAUCAGAAAUGGUUCCACCUCACCAAUCAAACGGCUUAAUAACUAUCGGUUUACUGCUGAGCUUCACAGGUGUUGAGCUGCUGUGUUGAUGCUAAGCUAACUGCAUCCAGACGCAUAUAGACAUGGGUACUGAUAAAGGCCAUACAACCUUUCCUGCACUUCAAACUGUAGCCAAUAUUGUAAAUUGCUUCAAUCAGUAACAAAGAAAACAAAGAUUUUGAGUCAUUAAAUUCUUUGUAAGAGCUGAAUUUCAGAGCUGUUUUCAGUAAUGUUUCCAUGUUGUUGUUGUGUGUGAUGAUUUAUUAUGUAAAUUCAGAGCUGUAUUUUUGAUCGGAGGUUUUAUUAAUGUAUUAAGGCAUUUUAAAUUAUGAAAUUUCUAUUUUUAAUACUGUUAGUGUUAUUUUUGUACAAAAACAAAGCUAGUACAUCACUUAGUCUUUUUCUUGAACAAAUACUAUUUUAUUUAAAGUCUGUACAAUCACUGUCUAAAAGUGCCAGAACUGAUACUUGACUACCUUCAGAUAAGUGCUUGGGAAAAUGUUGGUGAAAUCUUUAAUUGUUUUUUUUUGUUUUUUUGUCAUUGAUAUAAAUAUUAAAACUGCUUUUUUUAUUAUUAUUCAUUGUCACAACAUUCCCAGAAUUUUUCUUCUAUUAUUUCCACAUUCAGAUGUUUGUCUGUGAAAAUUAAUAAAAUGUACAUUUAUAGGAUGAAAUAAACUUGGGUUAAACUGGA